Lodderomyces parapsilosis is the source of this 4896-nucleotide messenger RNA. RefSeq lists its product as uncharacterized. The transcript has a single exon. Gene Ontology annotation, molecular function: nucleosome binding. NCBI's taxonomy places the organism in Eukaryota, Fungi, Ascomycota, Pichiomycetes, Serinales, Debaryomycetaceae. Gene Ontology annotation, cellular component: HIR complex; nucleus. Gene Ontology annotation, biological process: chromatin organization. Bases 1 to 4896 code for a protein of 1631 amino acids. The record is from RefSeq and is a predicted model, not a curated record.
AUGCUAGACGAUUUUUCUGUGGCCCUAUUUUACAAUGAGGCGGAUGAAAAGUUGUUGGAAGUAUUAUAUGAUUUAUGGAUAUACUUGAAGGAGUUUAAACUAGCUAAAUCGACAAUGGAAUAUGUUGUCGAAAGCAAGUCUGAGAGUGAUGAUCUUUCUGGCCUUUUACCCAUCGAUUCGGAUGCUGAGGAACGUUUACUGGCACUCAAAAGCAAGCUUUCAGUAGGACUAUCCGGCGAAUUGCAAUCAGAUUUUCUCAAUGCUCGCUUUGGUUUUCUAGAACCAAUGAAACAAGAUAUCCAAACUCAGCAGGAGCGACAGCUGAAAAAAAGCAAAAUGCGUAUUGAAUUGACCCUGAAAGGUCUGCCCACUUCAUGGGAGGAUUUGAUUGAUGCCAUCGAUAGUUCCGUUAAGGGCCUUCAAGAUGAAACAAAAAUUGAAGACAUUCACCGACCGAAACUUCGAUUCACCGAACCUUACCUUCUUACCGAAGAGCCUGUCGAAACUAUAUCAAUCGAAAUCAUUGACCAAAAGCCUGAUGAAAACGUUGAGCUGUCUCAACCAGCGGUGGUUGAGGAUGAGAAAUGUGACAUGCGUGAAAGUAAACAAAUCGACAUAAGCAACAAUUGUGAAGUAGAGGAGAAAAAAGAUGGUUCACAAAAGGACGAAUCCCAAGAGACUAGACAACAGAACCAUCGUGCAUCAAAGCGUUUGGCAAAAAUCGAUUCAAACCCCGACAAACCAGAAAUUGUUGUGGAGAAAGAGCAUUUUACUGGUAUCGACUAUUUCACCACCAAGUUAAAGGAAAUAGAACCGUCGCUAAAUACUGCUGACAUUGUUCUUCUUUACUUGAAAAAAGCAAGUGCGCUGCAAUAUUUGAAUGAUUUUGUGACCAUCAUCAAUGACUGGACUCCAAACUAUACUGCAGCAUUCAACUCAUUCAAUUCAGGUAAAUCCAAGUCGGCGGAUGGUAACACUAAAUUGCUUGAAAUUUUGAACAAUUUUAGCAACAAUAUACAAAGGAGCUCAUCGGUGGAGAGCAUUCGUGCUCUACCAGCAUUGGAAAGCAAUGUCAUACUGGAACUUACUUUGCGAAAUCCAGAUUACACAACAUUAAAGACCAGGGUUAUCAAGCAAUUGCUUAGUGCUGGUGAGAGCCCGUUUAUUCUUGAAUACAAAUGGAAUUUAUCGAUGCUUUCGAAAUUUAGUGAAUGGGUUUUGCAAUUCGAGGGUUUCUUGGUCCAGAACAUUGGUGAACUGCUUGAAGAUGCAAAGGCAGCCGUUGGGGUAUUUGAGCUAUUGGUUGAUCAAUCAAUUAGCUUGGAAUCUCAUAUCAGGCGGUCGAUCAACUCGAAAAAGUUCAACAAAGCAGUGACUAAUGGUAUGUGUUUGGAGUUGAUCAAGUUCAAUGAUAAAAUUAACAAGUGGAUACGGAUUAUUAGUACAAAUUUAUCACCGGAUAAGCAGGCAGAUAAAGAUUGGGCUUCCAUCACGGCAAGAUUCAUGUGGUGUAAACUUUUGAAACAAAAAUCACAAACGGUGAGUUGGGACACUAACAAGUCUAUCCAGGCAUCGCUCGAGGAGCUUCUCAGCUUUUUAACUACAUCUGGAUUGAAUGUGAAUGUUCAGUAUCCAAACUAUAAAAAUUUCCCAGACUUGAAUCUUAUCAAUGUGAAAUCACAAUUGACAGUCAUUUCAGUGCUCGCUGUCUUUUGGAAAAUAUUGUUUUCAAACCAAACUAGGGGUAAUUCCGAAGCGAUUUAUUUAUUGGAACACAUUCUACUUGACCUGGACGAGGGCAAGAAUGCGGCUAUAGUGUCAAUUAGAAACUUCUUAAACACAGGAAAUAUAGACAUGAAACUAAGUUUGUGGAGCAUAUUGCUCCAGUUUUACAAGCUGCUGGGUGUGACUUCUAAGCUAACUGUCGGCUUUGUCAAAUGUAUCGAGGAAUUUAACGAUUAUCUUGCUGGCGAAGAAUACAUAAAACUUCCUAAUAACGCCAGAUUUACAAUACUAUGCAAGGUUAUCGGAUUCUACAACAAUAAUUUAAAUUAUAUUGUCCACUUUUUGGAGGCACUGAACUGGGAGCUACGUGAACCUUUAAAUAUGAAACCAAUCAUGUCAAUACUUGAGAUUUCUUUGCUUUUUGAGGUACACGAAGAAGCGUGCAGCAUCUCCUCGUUACGAACAUCAAUAAAAGAGAACUCGCCCCAAUCGUAUGAUACAUUCAAGGACAUGCUUUUGAAAACUUCUGUCGUUAUUUUGGCGAUUUUGAGAUCCCAUUACUCAAAAUUUGCAUUGUACGCAGCCAUAAAAUUAUUUCAUGCACAACUUGGCGCUAGCGGAAUUUGUGAUGCUGCUAAUGGUGUUUUUCUUAGAGCUGCGCAAGAAUACCUUAGUAUUUUGAAUGGAACCGAUAAGGACAUGAGCCAAUUAAUAAAGUGCAGGUACCAUUACAAUAUUGGUAUCGAUGGCUUUGUUCCCUUUGAUCAUGGCACCCAGGUUAAAGAAGAAUUGGCUGAAGGCGAUUGUAAAGAUUUGUCCAAGUUUGUGUUGCCUUUAUGCUUUCACACAAAUACGAUCAAGAAUGUGCCCAAGCAUGAUAUGAAGGUGAUGAUCGAGGAGAUGUACGAGGCCAUAGGUGAUCCUGAUUUUGACUCCGACGUAAUUUUGAGUCGAAAUAAAGCAAUGAUUGAAUAUUUUUUGGACACGACGCGCAUAACACCAAAAUUCGUGCGUGAUACGUUUCAUGGACUCAUGAAACUAGAAUUUGAUCUGACUAAAUCUGAAUUUGGGCCGAGUGGGUUGUAUUAUCUUCAGGGAUUAUUGAUUUUUUCAUCGUACAAGUUGCGGAAGAAAAAUAUGCAAGGGAGGGCAGUCGAAAUCGAGAACGCAAUUAUGUUGUUUAGAAAUGACCUAAUCUGCGGUGGGAACCGAAUGGAGAGCUGGUUUUUGAUGGGUCAGGCAUAUGGAUUCUUGGUGGAGGAUGACUUGAUAUGGACUUCAGAUAAGUUGACCGUGAUGGACAGAAAGAUUGGGACUGCUAAUUUGCAAAGAAAGUCGCUAAUUUGCUAUUUAAUGGCCAUAAACUGCACUCUUGAUGAGCUGGCUAAGGAGCGUAUCAAGCCAGUUGUAGGAAGCUUGAUGUCGCUGUUUGCCAAAGAGCUCUUUGGAGCUGUAUCCGGCCCUAUGAAUAUGCUCGCAUUUAAGGUACAGUCACAUCCAAGGUUUAUUAAACAACCUGCGGGAGCAACUUUCUCGAGCGUGUCGGAGAAGACAACUUUGCCAAAGAGUUUUUGUUUGAAGUUGAUUAAACAGUCAUUGCAUUUAGCUAUCAAAACCGAGGAUGCCGACUGGACCGAUUUUUACUACUUGUCAAAGACAGAACGCAAGUUGAAUGACCCACCUAACCACGUUUUGGAUGUCAUGGCAAAUGCAUGUGCGAUGGUGUCCAAGGCGAAGCAAUCUGAGUUCAUCAUCGAGCCUUACUAUUCUUUGGUGUCACUCUGCUUGAAAUACGUCAAACUGGAUGCAAUUUCACCCAAAGAAGGACUCGAUCAUUUACACCAGAUUCCAUUAAUACAAGUCAAAACUACGGAGGGACUUUCAAAAAGGCAGUUCUACGACGUGAUAGUUUCAUCUUUAAAACAGCUCGAUGCUGCAGACAAAAAGAACUGGCAACAUCGAGCCAAGUAUAAACUUGCAAGAAUUCUUUAUGAUGAAUACGAGGACAUCGAGGAACCCGCUGCAAUAAUGUCCAGCUUCAUCUCAUUAAAAUCUGUCAACAAACAGUUGGUUCUGAUUUGGAAACCAGAAGCGGAACGUCCGGGGAAACACUUUUUGUACACCUACCAGUACAUACGAUUCUACAUUGAAUUACUAAAGGCAAAGAAAGACAUUAAUAGCUUGAUCACAAUGAUUCCAAAAAUUCGUCGGUCUAGCUCUAUAAUGGUCAACUUAUACAAUGCUUGGGAGUUUCUUUGUUCCACGAUUUGCAAGAUGAUGAGAACCGCUCUUGGCGUUGGAGACUCAUUUAGAUACACUGAUCAUUUCAUCAACAAUUUGCCGUAUCUGACUUUUUCAUCAAAUGUAAAGUCAAUGUUUGAGUCCUUGGAGCAGAAGGGUGUUCCACCAGAAAUAAUGCCAUACUUGUGUUUUUUACAGGGUGCUAACGAUAUGAAAAAGUCAAAUAAUGGUUAUGGGCCAACGUCGAUGAUUGACGACACAUUAGUGACAAUCUUUUUCAAGGUGUAUACACAUUACUAUAGGGACACCAAUUUUUAUUCCCUGUUUAAUUCACCUGGCUUGAAAAAGAAGAUUGCUAAAAAGGAUACUUUUCCACUAACGAAUGAUUUGUUGAGGUUAUGCAAAAAGGAUAUUGAUGCCAAAUUGGAGACUUCAGAUCAAGCGUACAAUAUCGCCUUGAAUGAACUAAUGGCCCAGUGCGAUGAAAAGAUCAAGAAUGAGGUUAUUGAAUUGGACACCUCGGAGGAACCUGAAGGAACUCCACAAAGAAGCAGACCAGGUACGGCAGCAACCAAUGGUGAGCAUACUCCUACUACACCUAGUAAGUUGAAGGAGGAAUCUACUGUAUCAGUGAUAGAGGCGACGCAAGAGAAUCAAUCAAGUUCGGGAUCGGGUGAUGAUAAUGCCAAGCGAUAUUUGAUCAACAUGGGAUUGUUUAACCCGGAUGGUUCAAAAGUUCCACCAAUAUAUGAUAAUGAUAAGGAGGAACAAGGGAACGGUGCACCUCUUCAAUCCACAUCCGAGGCUGAAGAGAGAGGUAAAAGACCACACGAAGACCACUUUCAUCCCUCGAAUAAUGAAAUGAUUAUCAUUGAUUCCUCAGAUGACAAUUCCCAAGUUGAUGAGAGGCCCGCAAAGAGAAGCAAAUAG